GGACAGAUCAGCUGGUUGCCAUGGUGAAGAGCUGGAGGAGGCCAGAGCUAAAAACACAGACCAGAAGAAAGCAGGUGGAAAGACCAACAGGUGUGACCAUCCGGUCGACAGCGCAGGUCUUUUCUCCUUCAUGACGUUUCAUUGGCUGACUCCUCUGGCUGUACGCGCCCGCAGGAAAGGGCAGCUCCUAUUGGACGACAUCUGGCCCAUGUCAGAGCGGGAGGGUUGCCAUGCCAACAGCCUGAGGUUGGCAUCUCUCUGGGAGGACGAGCAGAGGUCAAAGGGCAGCGACACGUCCUUGUGUUCAGUGGUUUGGUCUUUCUGUCGGACUCGACUCCUCCUCUCUAUCCUCUGUCUCGCAGUCACACAGGUGGCAGGAUUCAGUGGUCCGGCAUUUGUGGUGAAGCGUCUGCUGGAGUACACUCAGCAGGAGGAACCAGACCUGGUCUAUGGGCUGCUGCUGGUCCUAGGUCUCCUGGCCACGGAGCUGGUUCGGUCCUGGUCUCUGGCUCUUACCUGGGCCCUGAACUACAGAACAGGAUCUAGGCUGAGAGGAGCCAUCCUGAGCCUGGCCUUCCACAAGAUCCUCAAGCUCCGCAGCAUCAGAGACAAGUCUGUGGGACAGCUGGUCAACAUGUGCUCCAGUGACGGUCAGAGGAUGUUUGAGGCAGCAGCCGUGGGCAGUCUGUUAGCAGGGGGCCCCCUGGUGGCCGUGCUCGGUGUUGCCUACAACCUGUUCAUACUGGGACCGACGUCCCUGCUGGGAUCAGCUGUGUUCAUCCUCUUCUACCCCACCAUGAUGUUCAGUUCCAGACUGACGGCGUACUUCCGGAGGAAGGGCGUGGCCGUCACCGACAGGCGAGUGCAGAAGAUGAACGAGAUCCUCAGCUACAUCAAGUUCAUCAAGAUGUACGCCUGGGUUAAAGCCUUCGCCCAGGACGUCCACAGGAUCCGUGAAGAGGAGCGGAGGAUCUUGGAGUUGACGGGAUAUUUCCAGAGCAUCACUGUGGGUGUGGCUCCCAUUGUUGUUGUCAUCGCCAGUGUGGCAACAUUCUCCACCCACAUUUUGCUAGGAUAUGACCUGACAGCAGCCCAGGUCUUCACUGUGGUGACGGUGUUCAAUGCGAUGACCUUUGCCCUGAAGGUCACUCCGUUCUCGGUCAAGUCUCUGUCUGAAGCUUCAGUGGCCAUGGAGAGAUUUAAGACGCUCUUACUGUUACCAGAGGUUGACGGCGUCCGUGCGUUGCCCGAUGACCCUCAGGUUACCGUGGAGAUGUGUGGGGCCAGUCUGGCGUGGGAGGGGGGCGGACAGAGCGCUCAGCCCAGCCCUUGUGUCCGAAGUGCUGGCAGACACCGACACGGCAGGGACAAGUGCAGACACAGUGUGGGUCUCCAGGAGGAGCAGGAGGAGGAGGUGACCGGCUCCCUGCUGAGGGGAGAAGGAGGAGAUAUAGCCUCAUGUCAAGAGGAGGAAGCCCGUCCUCCACUCCUGGCUGUUGUCCCUGUCUCCCAACGACUUCAGAAAACCCUGCACUGCAUCAACCUGAGUGUCCAGCAGGGGAAGCUGGUUGGUGUCUGUGGAAGCGUCGGCAGUGGAAAAACCUCUCUGAUCUCUGCCAUCUUGGGACAGAUGACGAUACUGGAGGGCAGCGUGGCUGUCAGAGGAAGGCUGGCAUAUGUGGCUCAGCAGGCUUGGAUCCUGAAUGCAACACUGAGGGACAACAUCUUGUUUGGACAGGAGUAUCAGGAGGACAGGUGA
This is a messenger RNA of Chelmon rostratus (copperband butterflyfish), 1759 nucleotides long. Its product is annotated as multidrug resistance-associated protein 5-like. Gene Ontology annotation, molecular function: ATP hydrolysis activity; ATP binding; ABC-type transporter activity. NCBI's taxonomy places the organism in Eukaryota, Metazoa, Chordata, Actinopteri, Chaetodontiformes, Chaetodontidae. Gene Ontology annotation, cellular component: membrane. Bases 131 to 1759 code for a protein of 542 amino acids. The transcript has 12 exons. Gene Ontology annotation, biological process: transmembrane transport. The record is from RefSeq and is a predicted model, not a curated record.